CUGGAACUGAACGCAGCACGGCCGGGUGAACCGUUAACGGCGGGGGCGGGGCUUAGCGGGCUGCGUCUAUAAACUGAAAGGACCCGGAUCGUGAACCGGUGUCGCUGUUCCCGAGGGGUCAUUCAACAAGCGCACUGCAGAGACAGGUGCUUCACGAUGUGGGGAGUCGCGUUGAUUCUUUUCUCUUGUGUCCAAGCUCACGCGAUGUCUCAUGGAAUUAUUUCCUUCCCACCAGUAAAACCACUCCGUCUUUCCUGGCGGACUUGAAGGUGGAGCCGAUGACAGCGGGAGCAGAGGUUAUGCUGAACAUCAGCUGGGCAGUCAAUCUUGAUGUUAGUGUGAAACAUCUGACGGGCACCGGGAUUGCAAUUUCUGGGCAAUAUUCUUACCACUGUGAAUACAACCCACAUUUGGCAGUAAACGUCACUGGGUCUGAGCAGAAAUGGUUUCAUUAUUUAGUAAAAGCAAGGUGUGGCAUAUCCAACAUCGAAGUUACAAAUCUCCCAUUGCCUCCACUGGGGAGCGGCCCCUCUUACAAGGUCAAAACCAUUACGAUACCUUGUAUACCAGAGCCAUCUACUCCAGUUUCUGAAGAAUUUACUUCAGUUUCAACAGGUGAGCAAUCCCACUUUUUCAAUCUCACGCAAAGUUUGUUCAUGUUUGAAUGUGUUUGCUGUCUAUCAUUAUUAACCAAAUUUGUUUUGAUUAUUUUAUCUUUAACACUCCUUUUUAAAGAUGUCCCUCCAGUUGGGACGCCUCCUUCACCCUUGAGAACAGAACAUGUCGCUGUCGCCAUUUUUGGAGGACUGGCCGCUUUGAUGAUCCUGACUUUGUGCUACAUGAUCUAUAAAUGCUGUGGAGCCAACAUUGCUACAUCAUUUGGUUUCAAACGUUUACCUCAAUCUCCCGUGGUUCCUGUCCCCGUCCUGGUGGUGUACCCUGCGGAGAAUUCAGCCUUCCAGCAGGCCGUGGUGGCCCUGUCAGAGUUCCUGCAGUGGCACGGUGGCUGCCGAGUGGCCGUCGACAUCUGGCAACAGGGGAAAAUAGCAGAGCUGGGGCCAAUGCGCUGGCUGGCAGAGCAGGUCAAAUCUUCAGACCAAGUGCUCAUCGUCUGCCCACAGGCCUCUUCAGAGCCAAGCCUAUCUCCACCCGACCGCAGUUUCCCAGAAGCCUCCAUCCCUGCUGCAGCUCAUGACCUUUACCCCCUGAUCCUCAACAUGGUUGCCAGCCACGCAAAGAGCACCAGUGACCUGGCUAAGUUCUGGGUGGUGCAGCUGGGCGAGCAACAGGACAAAAGGCAUAGUAGCGUGUCGCUGGAACUGAGGGCCUGCAAGUCUUUUUGUUUAAUGAAGGAUUUGAACAAACUGUGUUGGAGUGUUCAUACUCACAGACAGGACAACAAGAAGAUCGCAGAUCUGAGCUUUAGCUCAGAGAUUUCCUACAGUGAGAAGAGCACAGUCAAGUUAAGAGAAGCUGUAGAAAAGCUUUUCCAAAGAAGUGCAACCAGUAAGAAAUGUGGUCACCUCUGUUUGAGCAUCAGUAAUGAGCAUGUGUAGAUUUACGUGUGAUAAGCAAAGAGGAUGGGUAAAUAGCUGAAUAGGGAACUCUUUUAUUAUUCUUACUGUUUUGUAAAAUGCAAAAAUAUGUUUUAUUUUUUGCAAAGGAUAUACUUAAAUGAUUUUAGUUACCAAAACCCCUGCUUAGACACCACAGGGUCGAUACAUGUCUCUGUAGCACUGCAUACUGUAGUCGAUCUGUAAUCUAUUUUGCUCUGACAGUCGUUCAUUAUGUAGAUAUUGUAAACAGCUUCAAGGCAGGUGAACACAAUGAAAGAAAUGAGCAACAAAGACAAUGUAUAAUUCUUUUUUGGGUUGAAGAUUGAAGAAAUAAUGUCUUUGUUUGUUGUAUUCAGUUCUAUUACAAUCCUUGCUUCAGCUGCAAGGGUCGUCUGGCCAGGUUGCUCCACCCAAUACACCUUCUUUAGUUACCAGUUGAGGAGCAUCCUGACCUGACCUGCACUCAGAAGGUUGUCUCUGUCGUGGAAUUUUGUCUAUCCUCCCCUGAGAAACUGUUAAGACGAGUCUUCUCAGGCACCAAGCAAAGUCAACAUGUCUGUGGCAAGCCACAACAAUCAUUGAGCAGCUGAAGUCUCUCUCGAGGUGUCAUAGUCGCAGGGAGAUGACAUUACCUAAACUAAAUACACUACAGAGACCGGGAACAGGCAGAUUGUCUUGGGGUGCCAUACAUGGACCACCUUGUUGAUCUGUGUAAACGAACUAGAGAUCUCCUUGAUAUAUAGGGUAUAUUGAGCUCUUAUAAUUAAUACUCCUGCUUAAGACAGCCACGGUUUCUGUCUCCCUCAAUCAGCAUCCACUCCAUCAAUAAUUCAUUUUCAGUCUCUACAUGUUUCUUCUGUGCUGCUGGGUUCAUACACACACACACACACACACACACACACACACACACACACAGACUGUAUAGUAUGUAUAAUACUUUUUGUCUUAUGUACAUUAAGUUUUAUUAAUUAUAUAUAAGACAAAGCCUUAUAAUAAUACUGUUAGAAUAAGAAUAAUACUAUAAGCAUCAUAAUAGUUCAGAAAUGUGACACAAUAACACAAAUUACAUACAUGAAAACUUCAUCGAUUCAUCGUCUACCGCUUUGUUUAAGGGUCGGAUAAAACUUAUUGCUGAAGUUUUAAUUUGUUUUGACUUUGAUUUGACUGUUACAAAUGCAACUUUGAUCUUUUUUAAUUGUUGGAUACUUUGGUAAACAUACUAUAAAAAUUAAUCCAAUUCCUCUGAUUAUAUUGUAUGUAUUAUUAAUAAUACACAUAAAAUGACAUGUUGAUAUGGGGAAAAAGAUCACACUCCCUAUGUUUGACAUGGUUUGAUUAUGAAUUAAAUAAAACAAUCACUCAUCA
Molecule: messenger RNA, 2921 nt
Organism: Scophthalmus maximus (turbot)
Lineage: Eukaryota; Metazoa; Chordata; Actinopteri; Pleuronectiformes; Scophthalmidae
Exons: 10
Coding region: 279-1556 (425 amino acids)
Molecular function (GO): interleukin-17 receptor activity
Source: RefSeq, a predicted model, not a curated record